UUCAACAUAAUCUUCAUUUCUUGCUAUGAUAUUUGUAUUAAGGAGGAGACUGGAAGUUUUUAGGAAAACCAUUUUACUAAACUGUCUCGCCAUCCAAAACGACGCAAAAUUCUUUAACGGCCCGCCAUCUGGCUGUGGAGGUCCAUCUAAUGUAAUGGGCAGCCUGAAGUCUGGAUGCCAGAAAGAGGAUGCAGCUGUGGAGUAUGUCUACUGCAGAGGUGCUGUCACUGAGCUGCUUAAAUAUGGUCCCAGAGACCUGCACACAGCUCCCAAAAACUCUAACUCACCACAAGUACUCUUCCUCAUUAUCCCAGGCAAUCCUGGCGUUGUGGGAUUUUAUAAGAGCUUCAUGUGGACAUUGUAUCAGGCAUUUAAGCAACGAUACCCAGUCUGGGCUGUGAGUCAUGCUGGACACUGUGCGCCUCCAGACACAAUGGAUAUGGUUCAAGAUGCUUCGAAGGCCGAGUCAGAGGAUGUGUUUGGAUUGAAUGGACAGAUAGAGCACAAACUGGGCUUCCUUUUAGAACAUGUGCCCCGAGACACACACCUCGUCCUGAUUGGUCACUCGAUCGGCUGCUACAUCAUUCUGGAGAUGAUGAAGAGGGACCCAGAAUUGAAGGUGGUGAAGUCCGUGCUGCUGUUUCCCACUAUUGAGCGCAUGGCCUCUAGUCCGCAAGGCAAGGUCAUGACUCCUGUGCUGUGCCACCUGCGCUACAUUGUCUACUUGCCCAUCUUCCUGCUCUCUCUCCUACCCGAGAGGCUAAAGGCUGGCAUGGUGCAGCUGAUACUGAGGAACAUGCGUUCACUAGACACAUCCUGCAUUCCAGCCACUCUCAGCUUGAUCAAUGUGGACUGUGCUGCUAAUGCUAUGUAUAUGGGAAGUCAAGAAAUGAGGAUGGUGCAAGAUCGAGAUAACUUGACCAUACAGCAACAUCUCGACAAGCUUGUUUUUUACUACGGAGCCACAGACCACUGGUGCCCUGUGCAGUAUUACCAGGAUAUCCGAAGAGACUUUCCCGAUGGAGACUUCCGCUUGUGUGAGCGCGGCCUGCGCCAUGCGUUCGUCCUGGAUGCGGGUGAAGAGAUGGCUAACAUGAUCACAGGGUGGAUCGAUGACGACCUAAAAGGAUUAUAGUGCUACUUGUAUCAAAGCAAACCUGACCACAGACCCUGUAUUCCAGUGCAAUGCAUUCCAGUGCUUAAGGGAAACAGACUUUUCAUCAAAAUCUUUUAAAAGCUUUUAUUAUGGUGCUGAAGCUCAAUGCUUCUCAAUGAACAUUUGAAAAUGCACAGAUACUGAAACGAGUGACUACUCUACCCUUAACAUCUACAUGUCAUUACUCAGUUUUUAUUAAGAUCACAGGCUUAAAUGAAGAAUUUAAUUUAAUUAUGAUUAUUAUGCCACUGAGUGAUUGUUCAAUCAAGAUUUACAGUAAUUGGAUUUUCUCUCUAAUAGUUAAGAAAUAAAACAUACUGCGCCAACCAUAA
This is a messenger RNA of Clarias gariepinus (North African catfish), 1488 nucleotides long. RefSeq names its product lipid droplet associated hydrolase (gene ldah). Gene Ontology annotation, biological process: lipid storage. Bases 26 to 1135 code for a protein of 369 amino acids. The record is from RefSeq and is a predicted model, not a curated record. The transcript has 7 exons. Gene Ontology annotation, molecular function: lipase activity. Gene Ontology annotation, cellular component: lipid droplet. Lineage: Eukaryota; Metazoa; Chordata; Actinopteri; Siluriformes; Clariidae.